CGUGGAGAGCAAUUUCAAACGGCUGGAGCUUGAUGUAAGUACAAAUUUUUGGAAAACUUCCCUGUUGAUUUUUGGAAAACCUGUUUUGUAAAAAAAAAAUUAAAUCAAAAUUUUAAAAAAUCAAAAUUAACAAAAAUCACAUGUAUAGGAGGAGGGAGAGAGGGUGUAUUCCUACGGACCUAAAUCGAUAUACUAGGGAUUCGCGGCGAUGGUCUGGACUAAAUUGCGUCCGCCUGUUAUGUUUGUAUUUAUAACUGUCAAGAUCCGCGGAUACAGAGGGGAGACCGAGGAUCUGGACACUUCCCCCUUCCCCCUCGACGUAGACAGACAGACAGGUCACAGGACAAAAAGUCACGAAAUCGACUUACAGGUCAUUAGUGCAACCUGAGAUAAAUCAAUGGCGACUGACGUGGAGUGCGAAGGAAAUGAAAAAGCAAAAAUUUUACAGGAUUCCAUCUGCAAAGAAGAGGAGAAAAAGGAAAAAGAAAAAGCAGCUGUUCUUUCAGUGGAGGAAUAUAAAAGACUACAUAACAUUGGUUCCCGGCUGUCAACGGAGAGCAUAAUCACUUAUAAGGAAUCGUCAUUCCUUCAGUCAUCACAUUCGGACUCUCUGCUUCACAGUGUGACUUCCAGCAGAUCUCCAGACAAGAUCAAUGACUUGGCUUUUGCCCUGAAUACAGAUGAUUGGCCAUCGGAUUGUAUUAAGUCGGGCAGCUCACCAGAUAAGCACAGAGAGUCUAAAUCACACAAAAUAACCGAAAACAUUAAUGUAAAAUACGAAAAUGAUACAACAUCUCCAAGUAAAGAAAUUAAUAGACAGAAACUAAACUGGAAAAAUAGUGGAGAUGAAAAUGGUGAAGGGAAGUCUACAAAUAAGAAGAAAAGUUCAAGCAAAACAAGUAAUAGGUCUUCAAGUUCUGAAGUUAAAAAACAACAAAAAUCCAAGAAAUCUGAAUCGGUACCAAUGCCUGGACGAAGAGUGCGACGCGAGGCCAGUCUAAACGCCAUGGCCAUGGUGAACAUUUUGUUUGAAAAAGAACCACCAGUACCAAAGUCUCCGAAAAAACGCAGGUCCUCCUCUCAAGCGGAUCUGCCCACUGAAGAAAAAGAUGCCCCAAAAUCACCCACGAAAAAGACGAAAAGCGUGGAAAAGAAAUCCGAAGCAAAAACCCAAACAAAAAAGGUGUCAGUUAUAAAAUCGCCCAAGGAUAAGAAAGAAAGGGACAGUAAAAUGAUUCUGAAGGCAAAUUCUUCAAUUUCGAAGAAAAAAAUGCUCAAAUUUAAUUCAAAUAAAAAACUUGAGAAGGUUAAGAAAGUUACAGAAUCUAAAUGUGAUACUGAAGAUAAUUCUCCUGAUCCUAGUAAGCCAAAAAAGAAGAGAAAAGAUACAAGAAAAGCAGCAAGAACGCACGAGAUUGUGAUCCCCAAACGAAAACGUUGUUGCUCAGGAUCUAUGUGUGCCACAUGUUUUCAGCCAUUGUCAUGCCAGCACCAAAGUGCCAUCUACUGGAACAACCAAGAACUACCCCACAGUGAGAAUAUACCCCGGACAAAUAGCAGCUCGGACCCGGACGACAUCAAACCCUGCAUGAACAUGGACAUGACAACUUCUGGUUAUUCAUUGUCUCGAUUGCAGCAUAUAGAUAAUGCUUCUUACGUGAAUACUAUGGUGCAGCACCCCGCCAUGUCCUCACAUCGAUGUCCCCAGUGUGCCCAGGCUGCGGGGUUGUUGUCGGGUUGUCAGACAUAUGCCCUUGGCGGGGUGGGUAGUUUGAGUUCUGUGAACUUAUCCGCUGUGAUGCCUUACCCACCAGCUUAUGGAGGAUCCUACACACUGCCCUACCCCGGGACGUCAACACUACCACACUGCACUUGUCCACAGUGUUUGUAUUAUUCCCAGUCUGGUACAAACAUUUCCCAUCAGCCACUGCCUUCAAGGGAUCAUUGCAUCUUAUCACAUCCGCCAAUAAGUGUUCAACAUAUUGAAGACAAACAUAUCGAGGACUCAGACACCAAGGUUGCUGAGGAGAUUAUUGAUGUGGGAAUUGAGGAAUUUCCUGUGGUGCAGCAGAAUGCUUUCACAAAAUCAAACAGUGCAGAAAAGGUCAGAAAAAAGAAUUCAGAUUCGAAAGUCAUCAAAAUUAAAUCAAAGUCAUCUUCAAGUGAAAAAAGUACAGUUAAACCUCCACGAAAAGAGAAAGGGGAAGUGCAGAAAAAAUCUGUGACGGAACCAAAAGCCAAGAUGUCUCCCAUUAAAGUCCCAAAGGAGAGAAAGAAGAGCACCUCAUCAAAAAAGGAAGCAAAAUUACAAAGGACAAUAUGUCUUCAUGGCUGGAGACUGCAUGGGCCAAUGGAGAACAAAAAAGUAUACAGUUAUUCCAUCGGUAUCUCGUUUGAAGCUCAGUGUUACCAAGCGAUACAGCACUCGGACGGCGAUAUCAUUCAGGUUAGGGACUGUGUGAUGCUGAGGUCAGGUCCAAAGACCACAGAUAUUCCUUUUGUUGCCAAAGUCACUCAAUUCUGGAAGCACCCACAAGAUGGAGAUGUUAUGAUGAGCCUGCUGUGGUAUUAUCACCCAGAACACACUGAGGGGGGCAGGAAAAGUCAGCAUGCCUCGUGUGAGCUGUUUGCCUCCAAACAUAGGGAUGAGAACUGUGUGGCUUGUAUAGAUGACAAGGGCUACGUUCUCACAUACAACGAGUAUUGCAGGUUUCACGCGGAACGUCUACGCAAAGAAACACAUCAGCUGCCUCGGUCUAAAGUGGUGCCCCCCUCAGAUUACCCCCGCUCUAGUCGACUUCCUCCGGACGACGUGGACAUCAGUACAGUGUUUAUCUGUCGUCAGGUUUACGACUUCAAAUUGAAACGUAUUUUGAAAAAUCCAUCCUAGCACAUUGCCACAGCAGGGACUGUUUUGGUUUUGUCUGGUUGAAUUCAGUUUUUAAUUACUUAAACAGCAUUUACAUUGUUAAUUGGUUAUGUAGUGAAAUUCAUAUCAUACAUAUCUAAAUUUUCUACAGGACAGUUUUUGUUCCUGUAUUAUUUUAACCUUCAUUCAGAAUGUAAAAUGACAAGAAAUUGUCUUUUAAUGUGUCGAGAUGAAAAUGACAUGAAAAUUCACUGUAUACAAAAUGAUAGGUGUUUAACCUCACUACAAAUAGAAAUUGUAAGGUUAUAUUAAAUAGAUUUAAUUGUUAGAAUUUUUUAAGAAUUCAAACUGACUGAUGAGGGUGCAGGAAUAUGAUAAAGUAUCAGAAAUUUUUGAAUUUUAAGGAAAUUGUAGGACAGUAAAACACGGUUAUAAUGAACCUCCAGGACUAGCAAAAAACAGUUCAUUAUAUCCAAACUUCGUUAUAUCCAGUAAAAUUGUCAUUACUUUCCUCUCACAGGGGAAUAAAUGUCCCCUUGCAAUAACUGUGAAUUCGUUAUAUGUUUAUACUUGCUUAUAUUGAUACAAACAUUACUCAGUGUAAAUGAUCUAGUCCAUGUUAACAUAUACAUGUGGUUCAAACUCAUUGUUUAUUAAUCAAUAAUGGUUGGAUUAUUAAUAUGUAAUGCUGAUUCUAACUCAGAAUGAGAGGUGUGGCUCUAUAACUGAAUUGAGUUUUUUUUUUUUGUUAUCUUGUAUAUCUGUGAUUUAGUUAGAAUGCAGCAGGAGAAAGAAACGGUUUAAUACUGUGAGGUGCAGAUCCUAUAAUUUAUAUUUAAUAAAAAGACAAAUAUAUGUGUACAAACUAACCGUGUAAGGUUUGCAGUGAAUAUCGGAAUUAUACACUGUGGGCUGAAAAUUCAGGUGUUUAUUAAUCAUGUGGAACAAAUCAAGAAGAAGGUAGAAAUAAAUUUUAUUGGAGAAUGUUUUUACAUUUAUUUUGACAAAUAUGAACCGUUUUGUUUCUGAGGUCUAAUAUAUGUUAUGUUUUUCUUUUUAUCUGUCCUUAGUAUUAACCUUGUCUGUAACUUUUGAAUUAUUCGAGAAGAGGACUUCGUAUUCGUCGAAUGAUUUUUGUAACUGAUAAACUAUUGUAUUUAGUUAUGCUCUGGGAGCAUGGUGGUCUUCUUUUGUUUUAGAUCUUAUGUUUUGGAUUCCAUUUUUAAGAACAUAAAUUAUAGUUAUGUACAGAUAUUUUUAGGUUUUUUUAUAUCAUGUCUGUAGGUGAAUAAUACUUGAAUAUAAUAUAUAUAUAUUUGUUUGAUUAAAGCUAAUGAAAUAAGAAUGAAAAUUUUAUUGAUACAUAGUAUAAUCGUGUCAUUUUAAUUUGUUUUCCUUUUUAAAUGACAUGCAUGGAUAUGUUAUAUGUCUGUGGUGUGCCUUAAUAGGAGAGAUUGAGAUGAAUUUUAAUUUUUACUGGCAUUCCUUCUAGUCUGUGUCCUGUGUUAAUCUGUGAAUGUAUGCAGUGUGAAAUCUUACGCUAUUCCCUGUCAGGUUUCUUGUUACGAUGAGCUUAUGUGAUUGAAGUAUCCCACGAGAGGCUGAUGUUAUGUUGUAUGAGAAUAUAUAUUGUUAUUUGUUCUACUAUAUAGUUGUCUGUCUUUCAAAACAGUGUGAUGAUGCGGUACUAAAAUGGGUGUGUCUUGUAUGAGAAACAACAAAAUGGCUACUUCCUGCACUGUUGAUUCUGUUGAAGGACUUUACUAGAUGUAUAUUAUGUGUAUAAAGACGUGUCAUUGUCCAAUUAUAUGUAAUGAAUUAUUUCAUGUGCUUACUGUAAACCAGCUUUUAUUUGCGGCAACUUUAUUUUGCUAUUCACCUGUGGUAAACUGGUUCACGGCAGGUAAUUUUUCGUGAUCAAGCUUUUUUUUUAGCCUAUGACAGACACUGAAGGAUUGGUUCACGAUGAGAAGAAAUAUCCACGACGAUGAGGUUCUCGCAAAUCUCGUGAAAUUUUCUAACAUGUGAAUAAAAGUUGGUUUACAGUAUUAGAAUACAGUCAAGUAUUGUAAUAUCCUAUAAGAUAUGCGUACAUCAGAUUUUGAAUAUUUCAGGUGCAAUAUCUAAUUUAAAAGUACAUGUUGACACUUCUGUGAAUUUACCUGUUUACGAAGAUUGAAUCGGAGUGUUGUUUAUUUCAUGUAGAAAUACAUUCGUAAAUGAAGUGAGCAUGUAUUUGCUGAUCUUUUUACCACAAUUUUUUUUAUACGCCCACAUAAAAAUGCAGGCGUAUUAUGCUAUACCGCUGUCGUCCGUCUGUCCCUUUAACUUUGUCUUCGCAAUUCCUCCUAAACCCUUUGGGGGAUUUUAAUGAAACUUGGUACAAAGAAAGAUCACAAUGUGGAGAUCUGGAUAUUACAAGGGGAAUGCUGCACCACUAUUUUUGAAGGAGUUAGGGCCCUUGGACUUAGAUUUAUUUUAUGCAAGUACUUUGUCUUCGCAACUCCUAAACCCUUGGGGAAUUUUAAUGAAUUUGGUACAAAGAAAGAUCACAAUGUGUAGAUGUGCAUAUUACAAGGGGAAUGCUGUCCCACUAUUUUUGAAGGAGUUACAGCCCUUGGACUUAGAUUUGUUUAAUGCAAAAUACAUUGUUAUUGCAAAUCUGACGAAAUCCUUUUGUGGAUAAUCCUUUCUUACUUGUUCAAUUCCUGGGUCAAUAAUGUAUGCGGGCGUAUCAUGUACUGGUUUAGCGGUGCCCUUUUUUUACUUUACAAGCAGUUGAAUUAUUUGAAGAAGUUCAUACAGGUGAUUGUUUGAGAGGUGAUCGUGUAAAACUGAAAUACAUUGUGCAUCACAGUGUAGAUUUAUUUUUAAAACAAGUACCUGUGUAUUGGAAUCGGAGGAUUUGCAAAUUAAUUCUAAAUAAUCACAGAAUUACAUUUGUUAUACAUGGCUGUGGUGAUAUGUAUGUGUUAUGGAGUCUGUUGUUUUGUUAAAACGUACUUGUUUUAUUCAUCAGCAAAUCUUGCUCAGUAUUUUUCAUCUAUUAAGAGAAUGAUCUUCUUUCUCAGUGUACUUGUACUCACCUUAGUGAUGACUUCUGUGUACCAAUGUCAGCUUAUAAUUGUGAUCAAGUGUCAAUCUAAAGCUGGGGUAGAAAUCAUGUCCUUGUUGGGGAAAAUUCUUUUAUAAUAAAUAUUCAAAAACCAGAA
Messenger RNA from Ostrea edulis (European flat oyster), 6081 nucleotides. Its product is annotated as bromo adjacent homology domain-containing 1 protein-like. The coding region runs from base 398 to 2890 and encodes 830 amino acids. Gene Ontology annotation, molecular function: chromatin binding. NCBI's taxonomy places the organism in Eukaryota, Metazoa, Mollusca, Bivalvia, Ostreida, Ostreidae. The record is from RefSeq and is a predicted model, not a curated record. The transcript has 7 exons.